Cannabis sativa is the source of this 1239-nucleotide messenger RNA. RefSeq lists its product as uncharacterized. Lineage: Eukaryota; Viridiplantae; Streptophyta; Magnoliopsida; Rosales; Cannabaceae. The record is from RefSeq and is a predicted model, not a curated record. The coding region runs from base 1 to 1239 and encodes 412 amino acids. The transcript has a single exon.
AUGGAUGCUGAGCUCACUGCCCUCAGAAACAACAAGACUUGGAGUGUUGUUCCUCUCCCACCAAAUAAAAGAGUUAUUGGUUGUCAUUGGGUUUACAAGAUUAAACUCAAUAGUGAUGGUUCCGUUGAAAGAUUCAAGGCUAGACUUGUUGCUCAAGGGUAUACGCAACAAGAAGGUCUUGAUUUCUUUGAUACUUUUUCACCUGUGGCCAAAAUGGUCACUUUUAAACUCCUCCUUGCUAUAUCCACUAUUAAACAUUGGCAUACUUUACAAAUUGACAUAAACAAUGCGUUUUUGAACGAAGACCUCAAUGAAGAGGUUUAUAUGGCCUUACCACCUGGUCUAACCGUGUCUAAUGAUGUCCCUACAGGUACUAAUCUAGUUUGUAAACUUCACAAAUCCAUCUAUGGAUUACGACAAUCAUCUCGACAAUGGUACAAGAAACUCACAUCAACUCUUUUACAAGAAGGUUUCACACAAUCAAAGGCUGACUAUACUCUCUUCACAAGAGGCAAAGAUGACAAAUUCAUUGCUCUACUUGUCUAUGUGGAUGACAUUGUCAUCACAGGCCCCAACAUUGAAGCCUUACAUCAACUUCAAAACACUUUACACCAGCAGUUUAAACUCAAGGCUCUCGGUCAGCUGAAGUACUUCCUUGGCUUCGAAAUUGCCCGUGCUUCUCAUGGUCUUUUCAUCUCUCAACGGCAGUAUACUUUACAACUCCUUGAAGACAAUGGAUACAUUGGUUGCAAACCUGCCAAGGCCCCCAUGGAUCCGAGAACUCGACUUGAUGACCAACAAGGAGAACCUUUGACUAAUCCUUCAACCUAUAGGCAAUUAAUUGGGAAAUUACUCUACCUCACACUUUCGAGACCCGACAUUACCUAUGCCGUCAACACAUUGAGUCAAUUCAUGGCCAAUCCUAGAACUCCUCAUAUGCAAGCCGUUUCUCAUCUCCUUAGGUACCUUAAAGGGAGUCCUGGACAAGGGCUGCUAUACCCCAGAAAUUCUUCUCUUCAUUUAAGAGGAUUUUCAGAUUCGGACUGGGCAACUUGUCCAAUUACACGAAGAUCUACUACUGGAUUUUGUGUGUUCAUAGGAGAUUGCUUAAUCUCUUGGAAAACUAAGAAGCAACCGACUAUUUCUAAAAGCUCUGCUGAAGCAGAAUAUAGAGCUCUCGCUGCCACGACAAGUGAACUUACAUGGCUUCAAUACUUGCUGCAAGAUUUCCAAAUUUAA